Molecule: messenger RNA, 2947 nt
Organism: Lytechinus pictus (painted urchin)
Lineage: Eukaryota; Metazoa; Echinodermata; Echinoidea; Temnopleuroida; Toxopneustidae
Product: M-phase phosphoprotein 6-like
Exons: 5
Coding region: 148-633 (161 amino acids)
Biological process (GO): maturation of 5.8S rRNA
Source: RefSeq, a predicted model, not a curated record
AUGGACGUCCCUGCUAACUAAGUGCAUUUUUAUUUUUAUUUUUUUUUCUUCUCCAGUGUCGUAUUUUCCAAUUCUAGUUUGCUUCAUGAAAACGAAUGCCUGUAUGCGUGGUUUUAGAGGUAAAACAGUGUUGCUUUCCUUGUCAAAAUGGCCGGAACGAGAGGGCAAAGCAAAAAUAUUAGACUUUCUAAGAACCUAUCUCAGAUGAAGUUCAUGCAACGUCGAGUGAAGAAAGAUGCAGAAGAAGAACAGGAACUAGAAAAGCAGCGACAAAUUGAUGAUACUCACUGGGUUUUGGAUCUGCCAGACUUGAUUUUAAGAGGGAAUAGAUAUGAGACUGUAGAUAGCAUGGCUGAUUGUGAAGAUUUGGUCUUUGGUAGAAUGUCAUUCAAUGGCAUGAACCCAGCAAUAGAGAAAGUGAUGAGGGUCAUGAACGGAGAAGAAGUAGAAGAUGAGGAAGAAGUAGAAGAGCAAGCUGAAGGUGUCACAGAAGAAGAAAUGGCUGACAGGUAUUCCUCAUUGGUAGGAACGAUAGGAAAGAAAUUCAACAAGAAGAGGAUACACUCACAGACCGAUACAGAUGCUCCCAGGAAGAAACAUAAAAAGAAGUUCCUCAAGCCUCCAGAUGAAUGAAUUCAGUGUGUAUGUAUUCCCAAUGAGCCAUUCUGUAACAUAAGUAAGAAAGGAGAAAGUAUUAGCGUAAAGGAGUGCAAGAGAAUUGAAUUGAGUGUCAGUGAUCAAAGUGGGAACAAGUGAUAUUGUCACUUGGCUGGCAGAAAGGCGAUGGGCUGAGGAUGCGCAACAAUUUUUAAUUCCUGUGUGACAGGCAUAAGGGCAUUAGCUUAACCAUGCGCUACAUGAAAUGUACAGUUAAUGUCCUUCUGCUAGGCCAACAGGAAUGGGAAUUGAUAUACACAUAAAUCUGAAUACCCUCCAACCAGCCUGGCGACAAUGAUUUUCAUUUAAAGUCACUGAUAAUUCCUUUAUGGACUGCUCCUGAGUUAACUGCACUUUCAUUAUGUCCACUAUUUCAACUCGAUAUUAAGACAUUGCUGUAUUUAUUGAACGGUCAUUUAUGAAUUUAUUCUCAAAUUGUGUGUUUGAAAAGCAAUGUGCUCUGCAAAAUCAAAGCACCUUGUCAUUGGUAGAUCUGGGAAGUGAUUUAUGAAGCAAGUAAUAAAUGAUUUUUCACUGACUACUAUGUUUAGCCAAUGGGAUGCAAGGAUUUGUAGUAGCCUUUAACCAUAGACCAUGAAAAUCACUAUUUGUUUCAUGAAAGCUCCCCUUAUUCUCUUUUUAAUUGUUAACAUAGGAAUGAGCAUUCUGUGGUUUCACCAUUUCCACCUCUGAAUCAUUCAAAACUUGUCAUUAAUUAGUCAGUGUAAAAGACUGAUCUGUUAUUUCCUAAACUACUAAUAAACACAACAUCUUUCCCCAUUUUUUUUUUUGGGGGGGGGAGGGCAUGGAAAGUUUAAAGAAAACUUUCGCAAUAUUUUGUGAAAAUGUAAUAUCUACACAAUAUUUGCUGUUUGUAAUGGACCCACUUUGUUCUCUCUUAAUGUAUUAUGAAAGUACAAAAGUGUCAAUUUUCCGACACUUAACACAAUAACAAUGCUGCCCCAAACCAUAGACCAUUUUGAAAGUAAGCUUCCAUAUAGUAUAGACUAAUCAUUAUUUUGCAAGCUGUAUGUGUAAUUUACAUAGGAGUUGCAAACACUUUGUGAAAGAGAAGUUUUCCUCAGAAUCUGUCGUUACAAGUGAGUCCUAUAAGCCAUUCUGCAUGUAUUUCUCAAUGAAUUUUCUGUAGUAAGUAUAUUUUGAAAGUACAAUUGAAAAACUGCAGCCAGUCAUUAUACAUGAAUACACUAACAACAUGUGAACAAUGUGAAUGUUCCAAGGUUCACAAGCUAAUUUUUCAUGCGAACUUUGCACGAGUUUUGCAGCCUGUGCAGGACAUUCGCAAAACUUCUUUGAUCCAACUACAUGGAUUUACAGAGACUUUGGAAGUACACACUUUCCAUAGACCCCAGUUUGCAAAUAUGCACACUGGGUCUUUCAUGGUAAAACUUUAUUCAAUACAGAGUAUUAUCUGAGAUGUGAGUUACCAGUGAAUGUGAAUUACAUUAUCAACCAUAAGUCAAUAACCAUAUUGGAAAACUGUUUUACAAAUUUAUACAAUUUAACAUGCUGAAUUAAAUUUGGGGGGAUUAUAAUGACAAUUGUUUCCUUGUUAUUUUCUUUAAUUCAAGAUUUCCAUAUUGCACCACUGAUACUUAUUGUUAUUAUAUAGAUGUUAUCCAAGAACUAUUGCCUUUUUAGCUUAUCAAAUUUGAAGGAAGGGGAAAAACUAAUUAUUACAAUUGUUGAAUUUAAUUGUACGAAUGUACAAGAUUGCAAAAUCAGCGUGCAAAGGGUUAAGUGGACCCCAACCACAAGAGUAUGUGACAAUACAUUAGCACAAUAGAUACAGAAGAUAAUCCCCCUUUAUAAAAAAAUAGCUCCAUAGCUAGGUUAACACCUUUGACACCACCAUUUUUUUUCCCCCUCGAAGACAACCUUUUGGAUUGCAAAAUCUCUCUCAGACACAUGUCUUUAACGGACUUGUCUUAUGUUUAGUACAGUAUUACUGUUUUGAAGCUGUAUACAUGUAUACAAAAUUGAUAUUUGUUGAACUAAGUUAUGUAUUUGUGUAACUUAUGUAAUGAAGAAAUCAUUUACAAAUGAAUGAAAUAUUGCAUUGACUUCAAGCAUAUUUAGAUUGAAUAUUUAUUAAUGAUUUUACAUGUAUGACAAUGCAAAAAUAGGCAUUUAUGUUUGAAUUUAUAUUGUACUAAGACACUGACAGAAACAAAAUUCAAUGUGUAUUUUUAUAAUUCAUGUAAUGAGCUUGAUAGUGAAAACAAAUAUAUAUUCAGAAUGGGGGUAAUGCAAAAGACCCAACAUGUGA